AUGAACUUCACUUUCACCGUUCCUGAGGGUUCCAUGAACCAUGGUAAUCCAAACUUGCUGUGCACGCCCGCGGAAUGGUACGACCUUAUCAUCUUCUUUUUCGCCAACUACUUCGCCCAUGCCGCCUCUGUCAUCCUUGAGCCGGGCCAGGGCUCUGCAUCUACCGGCCUAUAUAUCCUACUCGCCCUCACUCUUCCUGGUGCUGGGGUUUCCCGUGCAAUUCGUGCAAUUUUACGCCAUGCUGUAACGGAAAGGAAGAAUCCCUUGAAGCGUGCCGCUCGGGCCGGCGCGCUUUGCAUGGUGUUGAAGAAACCAGAAGAUGGGCGCUACGCGCGGUUGUUGCGUCGCCAGAUGCAGGGAGGAGAGCGCCCAGUGGAGAUUGAAAUCGGUCAGACUGAAGAGAAGACGACUGAGACUGAGACUGAGACUGAGACUGAACAGUUAGCCACAACAACUGCCAAUCAGGAACUAGAUGAGGUCUCUGCUGUUGCCAAUGUGGACGAGGAGCGAAAGGAAGCGCAGGGCAGUUCAAAGUCUAGAGUCUUCUCUACCCCAUCGUCAGACUCUCCUUGGUGGGACCCCCCAGGUGGCUACACACCAGUUCCGCUAGCUACUGAUAUCCACGGGGAACAUUGGCUUUGCGAUAACUCGACAUAUUAUCUCGCCAUGGUGCCACCUAUAGCUUCCAUGAAACUCGAUUUCGACGCUAAAAAAGACGGUGUUGUUAAACAAAGACCAAGCAAUCAACAAACACCAAGCAAUCAACAAACACCAAGCAAUCUACCAAAUGCUGUCAUUGCGUCAUCCUAUAAUCUCCCUAAGCUGUUCAUCGGUUUUAUUCAAGCUAUAUGGGCAGUCAUCACGAUCUACCGCACUCGAGGGGACCAGAUCUAG
Molecule: messenger RNA, 894 nt
Organism: Trichoderma atroviride IMI 206040
Lineage: Eukaryota; Fungi; Ascomycota; Sordariomycetes; Hypocreales; Hypocreaceae
Source: RefSeq, a predicted model, not a curated record